CGACUGACGCUCUGGAACCGUUCUCUGUCUAGGAGCCAGCCGCCGCCUCGGCUCCCGGUGGGUCCCAGCCACAAGUUCGCCAAUAACUAUUACUGCAGCCGGGACGGGCGCCGGGAGUCUCUCCCGCCCAUCGUGGUCGCGGCGGCGCAGAAAACCCUCGCUGCGGGGGCUCAGGCGGGCAGUUCAGGUUCUGCAGUGACAACAGCUGAGAAAAAACCAGUGACACCAGGACCAGCACUUAAGAAGUGGGAAAUCUCAAAAGACCAGCCCUAUUUGUGA
This is a messenger RNA of Pelecanus crispus (Dalmatian pelican), 279 nucleotides long. The record is from RefSeq and is a predicted model, not a curated record. NCBI's taxonomy places the organism in Eukaryota, Metazoa, Chordata, Aves, Pelecaniformes, Pelecanidae.